Molecule: messenger RNA, 1686 nt
Organism: Seriola aureovittata
Lineage: Eukaryota; Metazoa; Chordata; Actinopteri; Carangiformes; Carangidae
Product: protein FAM107B
Exons: 4
Coding region: 30-455 (141 amino acids)
Source: RefSeq, a predicted model, not a curated record
GCCUUCUGUUUAUUCAGGUGUCACAAAAAAUGGCUCUUCGAAAGAGAAGUGACAGACAUCACUGCUGGAUGGUCCAACCUUGCCAGGUGAUUGAGACUCAACAACAGGAGGGUGGUGACCUCAUCAAACCCAAGAAGCUGCCAAAUCCUGUCCUGGCUUCUCACCAACACAGAGCCCUUCACCAAGAACUGCUCUUCUGCCACAGAUGUGGUCUCCUGCCAAGAAUAAAGCCCGAGCUGCAGCGUGUGCUGGAAAACAAACAGAGAGAGAGGCACAAGCAGGCCGAGCUGGCCCUCCAUCCUCCCUCAGACUUGGAAGCAAAGCUUCGCACAAGACAGCAGAGGAUACAAGUCUGUGAGCUGGAGGAAAGAAAAAGGAACGAGUGGCUACAGAACGCGCCGGAGUUCGUCCGAGUGAGAAAAACCUUGAAGCACGUGCAGGCUUUUUCAUCAUGACAACCAGAGCUACAGGAACACAGGUUCCUGUGCUAAUGUUAGUCAUCAGGUGAAUCAUCUUCAUUUGGCAACUGCAGCUCUCACAGAUACUGAUAACAAAUUUACCAAAUCUGUCAGAAAAUGUUUUACAGUAUGAGAUUUGAAUUUCAGGAAGGAAAAAUAUAAAUUUAUUAAUCCUAUUUUGAGAGAACUUUUCAACACCACCAAUCAAGCAUGAUGGAUCGUUUGAAUUGAGAAAGGAGUGGACUUGUGAGCGUCUCUUGUAAAGUUGUGAAAGGCUUCAAAUAUUUUCUUGCUGUGGAGAUGCGUGCACUUGAAACAUUCUUUAAUUGUCUUGCCAUAGAAGGUUAGGUUGCUGUAUUUUGUAAUAUUGUUAAAAUGUAGAAUGAGAAAAUAAGCACCAGGAAUACAUUUAAAAAAAAAUUUAAUAAAACAUCCAGGGAGGCCGACAAUGUACGUAAAAACAAACACUGAAACUUAAGCUGGAUCUGCUAGUGACAACAGUGAGAAAACAGUCACAUAAUGACAUGAGAGGCAGUCACAGGAGUGAACAUGGAUGUCGCUCUUUUUGCAGGAUUGCUCAGCCGUUUACACUUCAGUCUGUCGUACCCUUUGAUCAAAGCUGCUGUUCGUAUUUCACAAGUUUUGGGACUCAGCUAGUGACAUCACAGAUGGCAAGAGCCUAAGAUAAAAAAAGGUAAUCAUUGAAUAAUGAUUCAUGGACUUAUGUUUCUUGUUUAAAAAGUGAGCAAGUGCCAGCUGGUAGUUUAUAUCAGGUUACUCAGUCUGAAUAUGUGGUGUGCUGUAAACAAACAUUCAUAAAUAACUUUACCUCUGCAAAGUAAAUGUACUGACCAAACUUUAAAGUGUGACUGUUGCCUUGGAAGUGUAAAUAUCGUCACAGACUCCUCACAUAGGCUCCAGUAAAAGAAGGCCUGCUGAAUAAAUCACAUUCAACCAUUUUCACUUACGCAUUCUGUGACAUUCCAAACACCUUACACCUCGUGUGUCGUCCACCGUAAACAAAAGGUUUUACAUUUAAAAGUGAACUUUUCAUCUCCAUUAAUUUUGUGAAAUACAUGUGAUUUCCCCCAACUGUGUUUAUAAAUACAAAUUCUAUUCACAAGCAGCAACCACAUCCACUGUGCUUUUGUCACAACCCAGCUCCAGUGUGUUGUGUUCGCUAUAGAAUAAAUUAAUAAUAAAUAAAAUACAAAAAAAAAAAAAAAAA